Molecule: messenger RNA, 2425 nt
Organism: Leptomonas pyrrhocoris
Lineage: Eukaryota; Euglenozoa; Kinetoplastea; Trypanosomatida; Trypanosomatidae
Product: kinesin-like protein
Exons: 1
Coding region: 413-2425 (670 amino acids)
Biological process (GO): microtubule-based movement
Cellular component (GO): microtubule; kinesin complex
Molecular function (GO): microtubule motor activity; microtubule binding; ATP hydrolysis activity
Source: RefSeq, a predicted model, not a curated record
GACGCCUCUCGCGUGUCGCUUCAGAGGCAUGCACGCAACCGCGGUCUUCGCCAUACGUGCAACAGCGAUAGAGAGGACCCCAGCGCGGCAGCCACCGUCCGUUGCACACGCAACGACACACCAUCUUCUCGCUCAGUUUCACUUUUUCCCCCUUUCGUUCUGGUCUUGAUCCUUCCUUCAUCACACACGCACACACACCCACACACAUGUAUAUUGCAGUCCACGCUAAUUCGAAGAAGGCAUCCUCCGCCGUCGCCUCCUCCCUCCUCAAUGACGAUAGAAGGCCGAUCCACGCCGCAAGAGAACCAACUACGUGUAUAAUGGCUGGAAUAGAUACAUAAAGGGCACCCCUAUAAAUAUAAAUGUAUUUAUACGUGUUUGCAAAUAUGUUCAUCUCAAAAUCGAUACAGACAUGAAACUCACCUCGAAGUCACGAACACCGCAGCGUGGUGGAGUGCACAGCACUGAUGUCGAUGCCUCCGCUGCCGCCACCACAGCGGCUCGUGUUCUCCCCUCUUCCUCCUCCUCCUCUUCAGCGACCACGAUCACAACCAUAAAAGCCGCUGUCCGUGUGCGGCCACUCAUCGAGGCGGAGCGGCACACACCCGGCAACGUAGAAGAUGCAGCGGCAUCCUCCGGCAACGAAGUAAUUCGGGUCGUGACCGCGGCAGGAAAGCUCACCCGCCCAAUGGAGAGCGCGUACACGCUGGAGGUGCUGCAGCCACCACCGCCCUCGCAAGCCGCGAGUGCAACGACGAAGUCAGCACGGAAAGGACGCGGCGCGGGCGUGGCCUCUUUUGCUUCCUCCGACGUUUCCGCGUUGAGAGCAAAGGCCUACGCGUUCGACUACUGCGCCGGCCCCUUCACCAGCCAAGAGGAGCUCUUCGCGAUGUUGGACAUGCCGGCGAUGUGCGAGGCGGCCUUGUCGGGUCAGGUGGUGACCGUCUUCUGUUUCGGCCAAACAGGCAGUGGGAAGACCUACACGUUAAGUGGCCGCACCCUCGAUGGCGCAGCGGCGGGGGAGACGGUCGGCAGCCCCGACGGCCCGUUGGUGUCCGAGGACGGGCUGCAGUACCAAGCCGCCGUGUACGUGGCGCGCCGACUGAAAGAGAUGCGCCACGCUGUCAAAAAGAAACAGAAAUUAGCGAGGGCAGAUGCAGGCGCUUCGGACGAUACGCACGACGGCAUCGAGGGGCGGCCUACCGGUGCCUCGAUCGUGGUCGCCAAGUGCUCCUACAUUGAGCUCUACCAAGAGGCUCUUUACGAUCUCCUGCAAGCGGACAGCCCCGAAACCGUGCGCUGCCGCUGGUCCGCCGUGGCGCAGUCUUUCUUCGUGGAGGGCUCCCUCUUGGUGGAGUGUAGAAACAAAGAGGACUUUUUGGCGGUGCUGCGCGAGGGCCAGCGCAAUCGUCAGCGAGGCAGUCACGCGUUGAACCGCGACAGCAGUCGCUCCCACGUUGUCUUCACGAUCUUCUUUGACGUGUCGGACGAGGCGGAGGGAGAGAAGGGAGAGAAGGGCGAAGACGGAGGUGUGCACGCUGGCGGCGCCAUGGAGGGAGGUGCGAAGCGAAAAGGCCGUCGCUACGGCCGUCUCGUGUUUGUCGACCUCGCCGGCUCGGAGCGGCUCAAGAAGUCACAGUCCACCAGCGGAGCGGAGACGGGGUCCAUCAACAAGUCCCUCUUCACCCUAGGCCACGUGCUGGAGCUGCUCUCUACCACGAAUGCCUCCGCUGCUGCCGUGCCCACAACAGCGGAGAAGGCAGCCGCCAAGCCUCCCCCACCCUUCAUCCCGUACCGGUCCAGCAUUCUGACCCAGCUGCUGAUGCACAGCCUCGACGGACACGGCCGCACGUUAAUGGUCGCCUGCGUCAGCCCCAGCGUGCUCCACCUCGAGGAGUCCCUCCGCACGUUGCACUACGCGCAGCGUGCCCGUCGCAUUCGCACAACCCCCGUCAUGCACGUCGACGCGGAGACGCAGCAGCGGAUGGCGCUGGAGAGGACGGUGGCGGAGCUGCAGAGGGAGAAUGCGAUGCUGCGUCGUGCGCUGCAGCUCCCGCGUGCGGGCCCGUUGUCGGAGGAGGAGGUGCACACAUCGCUAGAGGCGCUGCUGCAUGGUACUUGGGACUCGGUCGCACCAGCGACAAGAGAGAGCGCGACGGCGUUGUCAGCUCCUGCUGCUGCUGCUGGUGCGAAGAAGAAGUGGAGUACAGCGGCGGCGGUGUCACGUUCCACCGCCCCUCCUGCAGCGAGUUGCGCCGAGAAGCCACCGUGGAAUUCAGACUCUGCGCCCCUUCACAGCCAUUCGUCACCACCACCGUCACCGUCGCCGUCGCCGUCCCCUCCAACCGCAAACGGCGAUGGCACGGCGACAGUGAGUAUUUUGGCGCUGUUGGAUGCGUUGCCGGAUACCCGCUCCAUCACGUGA